This is a messenger RNA of Tinamus guttatus (white-throated tinamou), 2105 nucleotides long. Lineage: Eukaryota; Metazoa; Chordata; Aves; Tinamiformes; Tinamidae. The record is from RefSeq and is a predicted model, not a curated record.
AGACGAAGAAGACGGUGAGCACCAUGCCCAACGACCGCAAGAUCAACAGUGCGGCCGCCUGCAUCUCCUUCAUGCUGGAGGGCUGCGAGCUCAAGAAGGUGCGCUCCAACUCCCGCAUGUACAGCCGCUUCUUCGUGCUGGACUCCGACAUGCGCUCCGUGCGCUGGGAGCCCUCCAAGAAGGACUCGGAGAAGGCCAAGAUUGAGAUCAAGUCGGUCAAGGAGGUGCGCGUGGGCAAGAAGACCCCCAUCCUGCGCAGCAACGGCCUCUCCGACCAGUUCCCGGACGAGUGCGCCUUCUCCAUCAUCUACGGAGACAACUACGAGUCCCUGGACCUGGUGGCCAGCUCUGCCGACGUGGUGAGUGCCUGGGUGAUGGGGCUGCGGUACCUGGUGUCCUACGGGAAACACACACCCGAAGCGCUGGGGACCGGCCACCCCAGCCUCCGGACCUCCUGGAUCUCCUCUGUCUUCGACCUCGCCGACCUGGAGAAGUCUGGCCUCAUCCCCGUGUCCCGGGCCGUGCAGCUCAUCAAGGCCCUGAACCCGGGCAUGAAGGCCUCCACCAUCGAGCUGAAGUUCAAGGAGCUGCAGAAAGCGAGCGACCGCGUGGGCGCGGAGGUGGCCUGCGACCUCUUCGUGGAGGCCUAUUGCGAGCUCUGCACGCGGCCCGAGAUCUUCUUCCUGCUGGUGCAGUUCUCCAGCAACAAGGAGUACCUGGCCCUGAAGGACCUGCUGAUGUUCCUGGAGGUGGAGCAGGGCAUGGAGGGCGUCACGGAGGAGAAGUGCUGGGAGAUCGUGAGCAAGUACGAGCCCUCCAAGGAGGGCCGCGAGAAGGGCUACCUGGCCAUCGACGGCUUCACGCGCUACCUGCUCUCCUCCGAGUGCUCCAUCUUCGACCCGCAGCACCGCACGGUGUGCCAGGACAUGGCGCAGCCGCUCUCGCACUACUACAUCAGCUCGGCGCACAGCGCCUGCCUGCUCGAGGACAACUUCUGGGGCCGCUCGGACAUCGGCGGCUACCUCUCGGAGCUCGUGAGCCUGUGCCAGGCCGUGGCCUUCCGCGGCUUCGAGGGCUCGCGGCGCGCGCAGCGCUACUGGCAGCUCUGCUCCUUCAGCGAGGUGGAGGCCGGGCGCUUCGCCAGCGAGUGCCCCGCCGAGCUCGUGAGCUACAACAAGCGCUUCCUCUCGCGCGUCUACCCCAGCCCCAUGCGCAUCGACGCCAGCAACAUGAACCCGCAGGACUUCUGGAAGUGCGGCUGCCAGAUGGUGGCCAUGAACUACCAGACGCCGGGGCUCAUGAUGGACCUCAACGCGGGCUGGUUCCGGCAGAACGGCGCCUGCCUCACCGGCAUGCGGGAGGAGGUGUCCUACUUCAGUGCCAACGCCAAGGACUCCCUGCCCGGGGUGCCCGCGCAGCUCCUGCACCUCAAGGUCAUCAGCGGGCAGAACCUGCCCAAGCCCAAGGGCUCGGGGGCCAAGGGGGAGGUGGUGGAGCCCUACGUGUGCGCCGAGAUCCACGGCAUCCCGGCCGACUGCGCCGAGCACCGCACCAAGACGGCCCUGCAGAGCGGGGACAACCCGGUGUUCGACGAGAGCCUGGAGUUCCAGGUGAACCUGCCGGAGCUGGCCGUGCUGCGCUUCGUGGUGCUGGACGACGACUACAUCGGCGACGAGUUCAUCGCGCAGUACACCAUCCCCUUCGAGUGCCUGCAGCCCUGCUCCCGGUCCAACGCGCUGGUCUCCUUCAAGGAGCUCUGCGGCCUCACGCCGGCCGCCAACAUGAAGCAGUGCAUCCUCACGGUGGCCGCGUGGCUGCUGCACAGCGACAGCGCGCCCAGCGUCACCCUCAACCUGGCCGAGCGCUACCCGCCCAUGGAGGCCCAGGGCCCCAUCCCCGAGCUGCUGCGAAAGGUCCUCACCGCCUACGAGACGGUGAUCAAGACGAGCGCGGACGUGAAGGCGCUGACCUACUGCGACCUGCAGUACAUCGGGCUGCGGGGGCUCUGCGAGGUGCUGCAGCUCUACCCCGAGUACGCCAGCAAGUUCACGGCCGACAUCCACCAGGACCUCACCUUCAACCUGCGGGAGGGCAGUGAGAUGGAG